Chaetomium globosum CBS 148.51 is the source of this 333-nucleotide messenger RNA. RefSeq lists its product as uncharacterized. The transcript has a single exon. The record is from RefSeq and is a predicted model, not a curated record. Bases 1 to 333 code for a protein of 110 amino acids. NCBI's taxonomy places the organism in Eukaryota, Fungi, Ascomycota, Sordariomycetes, Sordariales, Chaetomiaceae.
AUGUCCAACCUCCUCGCCACCCGCAAAGUCCCGCUCAUGGUCGCCGCCGGCGUCUUCGGCGGCCUCCUCUACACGACCUACGGCGGCGUGCAGCAGCCGCGGCCGCGGUCGACCCACGACAACGUGCACGAUGCCACGGGCGGGGCCAUCUCGGAGACGGCACAGGCUAUCGCAGGAACGGGUGGCCAGCGCGCCCGUUCUGGUGAAGACAUGGAGUCGCUGCGCCAGUACGAUCCCAAGGAUACGAGGCUGCAUAGCAAGGACCCGGGGGCGCAGAGCAAAAGGGAGCCGAGCAAGGUUAAGGGGGAGCAGGUUGAGGCGUCGCGGCCGUGA